Messenger RNA from Colletotrichum gloeosporioides, 789 nucleotides. RefSeq lists its product as uncharacterized. Lineage: Eukaryota; Fungi; Ascomycota; Sordariomycetes; Glomerellales; Glomerellaceae. The record is from RefSeq and is a predicted model, not a curated record. The transcript has 2 exons. The coding region runs from base 1 to 789 and encodes 262 amino acids.
AUGGGUUCAAUUGGCAAAAGUGAGCCCGUCUUCCUCGUCGUUACGGGAGCGUGGCACCCGCCUGCAUGCUAUGAGCCCUUGAGGACUGAUCUCAUCUCACUGGAAUACGAAUGCAUUAUCCCGCAAAUGCCAUCGAUGGGCCAUGGCACCAAUGGAAUUACAUGGGAAGCCGACAAAGCAAAGAUUAUCGAGGUGGCGACGUCUUACUUCGAACAGGGGAGAGAGGUCAUUCUCGUGGCACAUUCAUAUGGAGGAGUGCCGGCAACUGUCGCCACGGAGGGUCAAGGGACCCAGGAGAGGGCCGCAAGAGGGUUGAAAGGCGGUUUCAACUUCAUCAUCUUCAUUGCAGCCUUUGCCGUUCCUGUCAAGGGAUGGGAUCUUCUCACGACCUUUGGCGGGGCUUGGCCAGACUGGCAGGAUACCUGCGAGUCCUACACGAAGAACAAACUUUCAACGGUGAAUUUGAAGGGUUUCAAACUGCUGUACAAUGACACUUCAGAGGAGGAAGCAACAAGAGUUUUUAGCACGUUGCUGCCGCACUCCCAAGAUGCAUUUGAGACCGGAAUCAAUUUCAUUGCGUCGGAUAUCGUCAUACCGAAGACGUAUCUCAUCUGUGAGAAGGAUCUGGUGUUUCCUCUGAGCCUUCAAGAGGCACUGGUAAAAGGCACCCCUGCUAUGCAAGAAGAGAGAAUUGCAGCUGGGCAUAGCCCUUUCCUGGGAAAGAGUGAGGAGCUGGCGCGGAAGUUAAUCGGAAUCUCCCAGAAGGCCGGUUCGGCCCAAGCCGCGUAA